AUGGCAGCCAUGGAUAUCCGAGUCGGCAAUAAAUAUAGAGUCGGUCGGAAGAUUGGCUCGGGGUCAUUCGGCGAGGUGUAUAUCGGUACAAACAUUAUUUCCGGCGAGGAAAUCGCCAUCAAGCUGGAGAGCGUGAAGGCCAAACAUCCCCAACUCGAAUACGAAGCCCGAGUGUAUAAGUCCCUUGCUGGCGGGGUCGGGAUCCCAUUUGUUCGCUGGUAUGGCACUGAAUGCGAUUAUAAUGCUAUGGUCUACGAUCUUCUAGGGCCUAGUUUGGAAGACUUAUUUAACUUCUGCAACCGGAAGUUCUCUCUGAAGACUGCCCUUCUUCUGAUGGACCAGCUCCUCUCUCGGGUGGAAUAUGUCCACGCCAAGUCCUUCAUCCACCGCGACAUUAAACCGGAUAACUUCCUAAUGGGGAUUGGAAAACGAGGAAAUCAGGUUAAUGUUAUUGACUUUGGACUGGCCAAAAAAUAUCGCGACCCGAAAACUCAUUUUCAUAUCCCCUACCGCGAGAAUAAGAACCUGACUGGGACUGCUCGCUAUGCCUCUAUUAACACGCACCUUGGCGUGGAACAGUCUCGACGCGACGAUAUGGAAUCUCUGGGUUACGUGGUGCUAUACCUGCUCCGUGGCUCGUUACCUUGGCAGGGCCUGAAGGCCGCUAGUAAGAAGCAGAAAUACGAUCGCAUUAUGGAGAAAAAGAUGACGACGCCGACUGAAGUCCUCUGCCGAGGCCUCCCUAAUGAGUUCGCCAUCUAUCUCAACUACACCCGGUCUCUUCGAUUCGAUGAUAAGCCUGACUACAGUUAUCUACGGAAGAUCUUUCGGGAUCUGUUCGUCCGCGAGGGCUUCCAGUACGACUAUGUGUUUGACUGGACCGUUUACAAGUAUCAGAAGAAUGCCGAAGCUAUAGCGAAGGCAGGUGGUGGUACGGCUAAUGACGGUGCGGUCGGUGGUUCUCAGGCCGUCAUUACGGAUGCUCGUGCCAUCCGCGGCAGCCGUACUCGCAAUGCGAUCGCCCGCGCUGAGAUGGACACUCGGGAGACAGGCCGCGACAGAAUUUAA
This is a messenger RNA of Clonostachys solani, 1068 nucleotides long. The record is from the annotation of a GenBank genome assembly. Lineage: Eukaryota; Fungi; Ascomycota; Sordariomycetes; Hypocreales; Bionectriaceae.